Prunus armeniaca (apricot) is the source of this 1446-nucleotide messenger RNA. Lineage: Eukaryota; Viridiplantae; Streptophyta; Magnoliopsida; Rosales; Rosaceae. The record is from the annotation of a GenBank genome assembly.
AUGGUGAUCACUGUGCUUGAUCAUGAGUUUCAGAAUGAAUUAUGUGAAAGUGACUCUGAAUAUCCCCCCAAAAAGGUGGAAGGUGGAGAAGUAGAUGAUGAUGGCAAGCCCAAAAGAACUGGGACAGUGUGGAAUGCAUGUGCACAUAUAAUCACAACAUCAAUAGGUGCUGGGGUGCUUUCUCUGGCAUGGGCAAUGGCUCAACUUGGUUGGGUUGCUGGCAUUUUCAUUCUCUUAUUUUGCACCUUAGCUGCCCUUUAUGCUGCCACUCUCUUAGCAGAUUGCUAUAGAUUUCCAGACCCAGUUACAGGCAAGAGAAAUUACUCUUACAUGGAAGCUGUCAAAGCCUAUUUAGGUGGAAGAAUGUACAAGUUCUGUGGAUGGAUGUUGUAUUUAAAUCUCGCUACAAUCGGAGUCGGCUUUACUAUUACUACAGCUAAAAGCAUGGUGGCUAUACAGAAAUCGAAUUGCCAUCGAAAAAAUGGUGGUGAUGACCCAUGCAUGUUCUCCAAUAUUCCACACGUAGUUGGGUUUGGAAUUGUUGAAAUUCUCUUAUCUCAACUCCCAAACUUUCACAAGAUCUCUUGGCUCUCAAAGCUUGCAGCAAUUACGUCUUUUGGUUACGCCUCUAUCGGAAUUGGACUUUCCCUAUCCAAAAUCAUAACGGGGCAUGGAGGAAAAACCUCUGUUGCAGGAGUGGACCCAUCUUCAUCCGAUAAGAUUUGGAGGAUGUUUGCAGCAGCUGGAGAUGUUGCAUUUGCUUGUUCAUAUGCUCUGGUGCUUUUUGAUAUCCAAGACACGCUCAAGUCAUUGCCACCAGAGAACAAAGUGAUGAAGAAGGCUGUCUCAAUUGGGGGGUUAAUUAUGAUAAUAUUCUUCAUCAUGUGUAGUACCUCGGGUUAUGCUGCAUUUGGUGACAAGACCCCAGAAAAUCUGCUGGCUGGUUUUGGAGACGAUAUGGCCUUUUGGCUAGUUGAUUUGGCCAAUGUUUUUAUUGUGGUGCACAUAGUUGGUGCAUAUCAGGUACUUUGCCAACCGGUCUUCCGAAUUGUUGAAUUACUGGCUGGAAGAAGGUGGCCAAAGUCCAAGUUCAUAAACAGAGAGAACCCAGUUAGAUUUGGAAAGAUCAGAUUCAAUAUCAACAUGUUUAGGCUGUCAUGGAGAACAGCAUAUGGGGUGGUGGUCACAAUUGUAGCCAUUGCUCUGCCUUUCUUCUCAGACAUGCUUGCCCUCCUUGGAGCCAUUGGCUACUGGCCACUUAUAGUCUACAUCCCACUGGAGAUGCACAUUGCGCAGAAAAAGAUUGGGAAGCUAACAAUUCGAUGGUUUGGGCUCCACUUGUUGAGCUUUCUGUGCUUGCUUCUUUCCUUGGCUGCAGCAUCUGGUGCCAUUCAUGGUCUUUACAAGGGCCUCAAUGCUUACAAGCUCUUCCAAUUUAAAGAGUGA